Messenger RNA from Prunus avium (sweet cherry), 1279 nucleotides. Lineage: Eukaryota; Viridiplantae; Streptophyta; Magnoliopsida; Rosales; Rosaceae. The record is from RefSeq and is a predicted model, not a curated record.
CACGUCCGCCCAAUCAAAGCGAGGCUUCAGGACGACCCGCAAAAGGAGGACCCGGGCGAGGGGCAGAAUGGGAAUGGAAGUGUGCUGGUCAAGGACACAAGUGAGAACAGCGAAGAAAGAAUCGUUCGUGUUGAGCUCCACAAGGAGGCCACUGAAGCGUACAUGGCCUACACUACGUCUGUCCAGCUCGGCCGCGCCCUGCCGGAUGUUCGCUACGGUUUGAAGCCUGUGCACCGUCGUAUUUUGUAUGCAAUGCAUGAAUUGCAUCUUGAAAACCGUUCAAGGAAUGUGCUAGAGUUGUUGGAGAGGUUCUAGGAAAAUUUCAUCCCCAUGGUGACACUGCUGUCUAUGAUUCCUUGGUGCGAAUGGCUCAGGAUUUCUCCCUACGAUUCCCACUAAUUCAGGGGCUUGGGAAUUUCGGGUCGAUUGAUGCUGAUCCUGCAGCUGCCAUGAGUUACUCAGAGUGCAGAUUGGAGGUUAAUUUUACUCCGAAUUUUGAUAAUUCACAAAAAGAGCCAUCAGUUUUACCUGCUCGACUUCCAACUUUAUUACUGAAUGGUGCUUCUGGGAUUGCGGUUAGCAUGGCAACCAACAUUCCUCCGCAUAAUCUUUGGAGAGUUGGUACAUGUUCUUAGUGUGUUAAUUCACAAUCCAGAAGCUACGUUGCAAGAAUUACUGGAAUACGUGCCAGGGCCUGAUUUUCCAACUGGAGAACUGAUUAUGGGAAACCUUGGCAUCUUGGAGGCAUAUCGAACUGGGAAAGGACGCAUUGUGGUCAGAGGGAAAACUGAUGUUGAAUUGCUUGAUUCUAGAACAAAGAGAAGUGCAAGUAUCAUAAAGGAGAUCCCUUACCAAACCAACAAAUCAGCCCUCGUGGAGAAGAUAGCCGAACUUGUGGAAAAUAAGGUGACAUUCUUGCAAGUAGCAAAUGAUCCUUUAAAAGUGCUGGAUUGUAAUUUUUCUUUAAAAAGUAGUUUUGUGAUUGGUUUUUAUAUAUGUUAUUUGAUUGUAAUCUGAAAGGUUCCAGUGUUUAGGGUCCAAAUUCAUUUGUUAGUAUUAUAAUUCUUAUUUAAUAUGUGACUAUAUUAAAUCCAAUAAGUACCGUUAUAUUCAUCUAAGUUAUUUUGUUGAUAUCAUGUUGACCUCAUAUAAUAAUACUGAUUGUCUCUGUUUAUCAUCUUCCCAAGAAUUCUCUAGUUACACGUAUUAUCUCUUUGUUCCAAAUUUGUCACCAUUUUUGUGUUGAUGCAUUGCACUUCUAACUGCUGUAUCACUCACA